Messenger RNA from Sorghum bicolor (sorghum), 2863 nucleotides. RefSeq names its product loricrin. Lineage: Eukaryota; Viridiplantae; Streptophyta; Magnoliopsida; Poales; Poaceae. The transcript is spliced from 3 exons. Bases 591 to 2567 code for a protein of 658 amino acids. The record is from RefSeq and is a predicted model, not a curated record.
UUCCGAGCCCCAAAAGCCAAAUUCCAUCCCCCUAUGGCAUCGGUACGCACGAUGGCAAAGCUCCCACCUUUUCCUCCCCCACGCCUCUUUUUAUCUCGCGCCUCCCGUCCCCAUCGCUCCCCCUCGCCGCCCAGGUCUCCUCCACCCUUUCGCUUCGCCGCCUCCGGGGUUCUCCGCGCCGUGCAUUGAUUUUGAUGGAAAAGUUGGCAUAAUUGAAGAUUUGCGGUAGAUCUUGUGAAUUUUAGUGGGAAUUUGAUCGUGGAAAGUUUAUGAAGUCCCUUUGGGGUUCUUGAUGCAUAAGAUAGUGUGCAUGUGAUUUGCCCAUAGUUUCGGCAGCCUCAUCGUUUUCCAUUUGGGAUCAAUAAAACUUCAUGCUCAUGGACAGGGCUGAUACAUCAGGUUUUGUCAGUGGUGGCAUACAUUACAUGAACAUCCAUGUGUAUUUCCAUUUUGUGUAUACUAUGUGCUUCCUCAGUGGUGAAGUUGUAAAGCUGGGGUUCUGAUCUCUGUUGGUUGGAUUGAGCAUCUGGUCUCUGAACAGCAUAUAAAUUUCUUCCUAUCAUAAUCCUACCUUAUUUAUACUAAGCAGGAUGGACCUCAAUAUGACAAAUCUUUGGUUUCGUGGGAAGGAACAUAUAGCUGCUUCUUCAGUCUCCCAGGCCCAACCAUCUGCCAUAAAUUGCAGGAAUGAAGAACUAGCUGUGUCAGCCGUAAACUUGGGUUGCAUCAGGAGCUCAGAAAUAUCACAGAACUCUAGAAAAUCCUUUCAGCAUGUUGAUCAAAGUUUGGCCACUCCUGAUGAUAGCUGCAGGCUGGUCCUUGGACUUGGGCCAACACCAAAUCUAUAUUCUGCUGAUAGUCACUCAUUUGGUGGAAACAAAACUUAUCAAUCUGCAACUUUGCUCACUCAACAUUGUGCCACAACCGACCCUGGUUUAAAGUUGGGUCUUUCAAGAUGUAGCUCAAGAAAUUUGCAAUCUACAACAGCGAGUGGCAAGAAGAAUUAUUCACCUGCAAGGAAGACCGGUAUCAUCUUUCCACUUAUUGAUGAGGGAUCAACUUCAGCAAAGAGGAAACGAGGUGGCUAUAUGCUGCCACUUCUGUUUGCGCCAAGAUCAGAAGGUCUUUGUCUUAAUGGAACAUCUCCAGACACUGAUGUCCAACAGCAUGAUGAAACUGGAUGUGAUACUGAAAGCGAUCAUGAUAGAUCUCUGAAUCAUCACGAGAUUCAGCCUAGCCCUGGUUUAUCCAUUACAGCUGAUUGUUCUUUUGCUGCAACUUCUGAUAUAGUAGCCGGUACAAGUGGUGAGCAGAGGAGUCAUCAGCGCCAUCCAAAGAAAUGCAGGUUCAAUGGGUGUUUGAAAGGUGCAAGGGGUGCAUCAGGACUUUGCAUUUCUCAUGGCGGUGGCCAGAGGUGCCAGAAGCCUGGUUGCAACAAAGGUGCUGAGAGUCGAACAGCAUUCUGCAAAGCUCAUGGAGGAGGGAGACGCUGCCAAGAGCUAGGCUGCACCAAAAGCGCCGAAGGGAAGACAGAGUUCUGUAUUGCUCAUGGUGGUGGGCGCCGGUGUGGGAUUGAGGAAUGCCCGAGAGCGGCAAGGGGAAAAUCAGGAUUCUGCAUAAAACAUGGUGGAGGUAAAAGGUGCAGGAUAGAGGGUUGCACUCGUAGUGCUGAAGGCCAUCCUGGGUUGUGCAUCUCACAUGGAGGUGGUCGCCGGUGCCAGUACCCAAACUGCGAUAAGGGGGCGCAAGGAAGCACCAUUUUUUGCAAGUCCCAUGGUGGAGGCAAGAGGUGCAUGUUUGAUGGUUGUACCAGAGGCGCAGAGGGCAGCACGUCCUUCUGCAAAGGGCAUGGUGGCGGGAAGAGGUGCCUCUUUGAGGGAGGUGGGGUGUGCCCAAAGAGUGUCCAUGGUGGAACUAGCUUCUGUGUUGCGCAUGGAGGGGGCAAACGCUGCUCCGUUCCUGGGUGCACCAAGAGCGCCCGUGGUCGUUCUGAUUGCUGUGUGAAGCACGGUGGUGGCAAGCGUUGCAGGUUUGAUGGGUGCGACAAGAGCGCACAGGGGAGUACUGACUUCUGCAAGGCCCAUGGCGGGGGCAAGCGAUGCGCUUGGAGCACCGGCUGUGACAAGUUCGCUCGGGGAAGGAGUGGUCUCUGCGCUGCACAUACGACCCUGAUGGCUUCCAAGCUAGAGCAUGAUCCUGGACAUGCACGAAGCAUGGUCGGGCCUUCCCACUUCAGUGGCAUUGUCUCCGGUUCAUCAGCUGCUGAUAGCAACAUGGACCAUGCCAUCUCAUCAUCUGGCCAUGGCGCAUGGUCAGACUGCGUUGACUCGUCAGGAGACAUGCAGAGCGCUGGCAGGCUCCUUAUACCACAUCAGGUGCUGGUCCCUGGCUCAUUGAAGGCCUCUCCUUCGUGUGGUCUAGCAGGCAACGGCCGGGAUGACGGAGGGAGUCGGAGCCAGAGCUUUGGGCUCGUGGUGCCGGAGGGAAGGGUGCACGGUGGAGGGCUGAUGUCCAUGCUUGGAGUUGGAGGCAACCUGGGAAACAAUCCUGAUUGUUCGAAAACCUGAAACACCAAGUAUGUGAUGUAGUGAGCACAAACAGAGAAUUCAGGCUAUCUUGCAUGCCUCUGUUAUGAUCAUUGCAAUGUAAUAUAUACAUGAUUUUUCAAAUGGCCAUUGUAUAACUGUAGUACUUGCCAAUUGGCCAUUGUGUAACUAUAGUAUUUGCUAUGUACAAGAGUGGUUUUAGCAUUUAGUCAAUGUUGUGCACAGAGCUGAGAACUGCAUAGUUACUUGGGUUCAGAAAUUAUAUGAAAGCUUGUAAGUUGUUUCUCUCUGAAUUUUUGCAAACCUAUUUACUGAAA